UGUGCCGCUGUGAAGCUCCGGACUCCCCCGCUCCCGGCGCAGGUGGUGCGGUCGGGCUGGAGCAGGAAGUGGGAAGAGGAAGACUGUCCGCAGGAAAACUGACGACUUUCUCUCUGUAACUAUUAUCAGCUUCUCCAAACGCGUGAUUCACUGAAAGAUCCCCUGCGUUCAGGAGCUCAUCGAAGCGACAAUGUGGAAGGCAGCUGCAGGUCAGUCCGUCUCUGUGUCAGUGGACGAUGGAGGAGAUGACUGGGAAACUGACCCGGACUUUGAGAAUGACGUAUCAGAGAAGGAGCAGCGCUGGGGAGCCAAGACUGUGGUCGGCUCCGGACAUCAGGAACACAUCAAUAUUCAUAAGCUGCGUGAGAGGGUGUCGUCUGAACACAGUGACCUGAAGCAGAAGGAGCUGGAGAACAUGCCCAAAGCUUCCCACGGCUAUGGAGGGAAGUUCGGAGUGCAGCAGGACCGCAUGGAUAAGUCUGCCGUAGGCCACGAGUAUCAGAGCAAGCUGUCCAAGCACUGCUCUCAGACCGACACCUCCAAGGGUUUCGGAGGGAAAUUCGGAGUGGAAGCGGAUCGUGUUGACCAGUCUGCCAUGGGCUUCGAGUACGCUGGGAAAACUGAGAAACACGCCUCGCAGAAAGAUUACGCCACUGGGUUCGGCGGCCGCUACGGCGUUCAGGCGGAUCGCGUGGACCAGAGCGCCGUUGGCUUCGAUUACCAGGGGAAAACGGAAAAGCACGAGUCUCAGAAAGAUUAUGCCAAAGGCUUCGGUGGCAAAUUUGGAGUGGAGACGGAUAAAGUGGACAAGAGCGCCAUGGGCUUCGAGUACCAGGGCAAGACGGAGAAACACGAGUCCCAGAAAGACUACGUGAAGGGUUUCGGAGGGAAGUUUGGCGUUCAGACGGACCGUCAGGAUAAGUCUGCGAUGGGAUGGGAUCAUCAGGAGAAACUGCAGCUGCACGAGUCACAGAAGGAUUAUUCUAAAGGCUUUGGAGGGAAGUAUGGUGUGCAGAAGGACCGAAUGGACAAGAGCGCAGGCACGUUUGAGGAGGUGGAGAAGCCGAGCGCGGCGUAUCAGAAGACCCGUCCCGUGGAAGCAGCUGGAAACAGUGCCGGCAGUAUUAAAGCUCGCUUUGAGAACAUCGCGAAGCAGAAGGAGGAGGAGGAUAAGAAGAGAGCAGAAGAGGAGCGCGCCAGACGGCAGGCCAAGGAGAAGCAGGAGCAGGAGGAGGCGCGCAGUAAAGAGGAGGCGCGCAGUAAGCAGAAGGAGGAACCCGUCACCGAGUCGGUGGAGAACGGUGCAAACGUGUACGAGGUGGAGCCGGUCCCAGCAGAACCCACAUAUGAAGAACCGGUUCAGGAAGACCUGUACCAGAACACUGAGCCGGACGACCAGACCUCAGGUGCUCAGUCGUACGAGUAUGGAGAGGAUCUGGGCGUGACCGCCGUGGCUCUGUACGACUAUCAGGCUGCGGGUGAUGAUGAGAUUUCCUUUGACCCAGACGACAUCAUAACCAACAUCGAGAUGAUUGACGAGGGCUGGUGGAGGGGCGUGUGCCGGGGCGCGUACGGACUCUUCCCAGCCAAUUACGUUGAAGUUCGACAAUAGACUCACUCUUUCAGCGGCAGAGCGUCACGGGAGGAGACGUCAGCCCUCCAUUUCAUGCUUCCAGUCCUUUAUCAGCCCUGCUUUCUCUUCUUUCUCUGUCUCACGUUGAGUGUUCGGCGAACGCUCGCGUCUCGUUUCAUGUCAGUAGUUCUGAGUAGAUGCCUCUGCCAAUAGAGAUUUUAUGAGAGCGUUUAUAUACACACACACACACACACACAUUCGCACUCAGUGUGUGAGAUAAGAGAUGGUAGACCAAAGAUCAGAGGUCUUCUGGCAUGUCAUGCACAUGGGCGGCUUCUUUAUGACUCUUAAAGCUGCGUCCGUACGAACACUUUGUUCAUUUUAGUGUCUUUUUGCAGUGUUGGAAUAUGGAGUAAAUGAAUUAUGUUUGAAAAUAUGAAGGCCAAAAUGUGAUGCCAUAAUAGAUCACUGCUAGAAUUCUGCAUCAGGAUCAACAGACAUUCCAUCGCAGUGUUUGAAACGUUUAUAAAAAUCACUUUAAUGGUGUUUGAAGGGUUGUGUAUUAAAUCAGAUGCUGGUGUCUUAUGUGUAUGUCUGAUUUGCGUCGUCUCGUGCUUAUGAUUCAUCUGUAAAUUCUGUGCAGGUGUUCGGCUACAUCUGGACGUCGAUGUCGAUCUUUCCGUGAGUGCAUGACAUUUCUGUUUGUGACGGCUGAAUUAUAACGAAUGAUCUGGUGACAAAUGACAAUCCGCACCGGUGCAGUGGAGUUAAUAAUGGCUUGACAACAGCUAAUGACAUAAUCCGUUUUGCAUUUUUAGUUAAGUAGUCUUUUCGAACAAAUUGUCUGUGCUUAUCUAUACUGGCUCUCUUUACAAGGAUGUUUUAUAAGAAAUAUCAUUUAAGAAUAAAAAAAUAAAUAAAA
This is a messenger RNA of Megalobrama amblycephala (Wuchang bream), 2495 nucleotides long. RefSeq names its product src substrate cortactin-like. Gene Ontology annotation, molecular function: actin filament binding. Gene Ontology annotation, biological process: regulation of actin filament polymerization. The coding region runs from base 191 to 1612 and encodes 473 amino acids. The transcript has 15 exons. Gene Ontology annotation, cellular component: actin filament; focal adhesion; site of polarized growth. NCBI's taxonomy places the organism in Eukaryota, Metazoa, Chordata, Actinopteri, Cypriniformes, Xenocyprididae. The record is from RefSeq and is a predicted model, not a curated record.